UUUCCAAAAAAAAAAAUGGGGGGAGACCCAACACUUAAAAGCCCCCCGUUCACAACCCUAACCUAAUCGACGCAUCUCUUUGUUGAGCUGCGGCGGCGGUGGCGGGCAGUUCGUUCUUUUACCGAAUGCCCUCCACUCCUCGGCCGUGCUUCAGUAAUUACUCAUGUAUUUCAUAUACGCUUUUCAAUUUCAAAUAUCUGCCAUGGGAGCUUAUCCUUUGUCUGAGCAUCAUCCUUGAGCUUGUGAAGCAAACACCACCAGGUGUGUCCAACUAUAUAAGUUCAUCUUUGUCGAUAUAGCACAGGAAUUGAAGUAUGCGUUGAGGCUUCAUCAGGGUGUGGUGGGUGGAAGAUGUGUAUGACUCUGGUUUUUCUCAAGAAGUGUAUGGAACUUGUUUGAUUUCAAGAUUCGGGAGUUAGCUGCAAAUGGCGAACCUUCAUUUCAGAGCUCGUUCUCUUCAGAUCGAUUGGAUCUGCGCUAGAUUAUUGCAAUUUUUGUAUUGACAGUGUUGGGAGUCGAUUUCUUUCCGGUUCAGGUCUCCAACCCUUUUGCUAUACUCUCACACACCAUCCUAGGCUAGACCACAAUUAAAUACCAGAUUGGCCAAAAAGGGCGGCCUAGGCAGAUUGGUCCUAUAAAGGGCGGCCUAGGCAGAUUGGUCCGUUGGAGAUCUCCAAAUUGCUUGAUAUUCCUCUACACAAAAGAACAAACAUUAGAACCCUAGCAAAAUCUCUUGAAAUGUCAAAGUCACAAGUGCACAGGCUGGUGCAAGCAGGUGAAAUCAGAUCACAUAGCAGUGCAAUAAAGCCAUUUCUUACCGAGGAAAACAUGAAAAAAAGGUUAGAGUUCUGUCUUCUCAAACUGAACCCUAGAAGUAUUGGAUUAACACCAACCUUUGAUGCAUUCUACAACUACGUUCACAUAGAUGAGAAAUGGUUUUUCUUAAGUAAAACUACUCAAAAAUACUACCUGCAUCCUGCUGAAAUAGAUCCGGUCAGGACUUGUAAAUCCAAAAGGUUCAUUACAAAAGUGAUGUUCUUGACAGCUGUGGCUAGGCCAAGAUUUGGUCGAAAUGAAGAGGUAUUAUUCGAUGGGAAAAUAGGGAUUUUCCCUUUCACAGUCAUUGAGGCGGCAAAGAGGGCAUCCAAGAAUAGAGUGGCAGGUGUGCUUGAGACUAAACCUAUGUUAUCUAUCACCAAAGACAUUACAAAGGCUUUUCUAAUUGAAAAAGUGGUGCCAGCUAUAAAAUCUAAGUGGCCUAUUCAUGGAAGCAAGACUAUUUUUAUUCAACAAGAUAAUGCCACCCCUCACAUUAAGUCAUCUGACCCAGAGUUUAAGGCAGUUGCUAAAGCUGAUGGGUUUGACAUUCAUUUAACAUGUCAACCCACAAACAGUCCUGAUCUAAAUAUUCUAGAUCUUGGUUUUUUUAAUGCCAUCCAGUCAUUGCAACACUAGUCUGCCCCAAAAACAGUUAUUGAAUUGGUUGAAUGUGUUCAAGAUGCAUUUGAAAAGUUAGAGGCAAAAACUUUGAAUGAUGUGUGGCUUACUCUACAAUGUUGUAUGACUGAAAUAAUGAGGGUGAAGGGGAGCAAUGUGUACAAGAUACCACAUAUUGGAAAGAAAAGAUUGACCAAACAAGGAAUUUUACCUGCAAGUGUUGGACCAGAUGCAGCCUUAAUUGAAGAAGCCUUGGAUCAUAUAAAUGGUGGGGGCUCACAUAAUAUAUGUGAGUCUGAACUGGGUCAAUUCAUAAGUGAAUAUAAGCAUCAUCUUCACAUAUGAACUGAUAAGGGACACGAUUUUAAAUACUCAUCAUUAUAGAUGGAGUGUGUUUUGAACAUAGAUGCACCAUGUUAUGUGUAGAUUCAAUGCAUUUUGAAUGCAAUCUAGUAUAAAUGCAUUGUUUUUAGAAUACUGUUUCAUAUAGAGCAGUAUGUUUUGAAUAUAGAUGCACUAUGUUAU
Molecule: messenger RNA, 1962 nt
Organism: Cuscuta epithymum
Lineage: Eukaryota; Viridiplantae; Streptophyta; Magnoliopsida; Solanales; Convolvulaceae
Source: the annotation of a GenBank genome assembly